Messenger RNA from Blepharisma stoltei, 457 nucleotides. Lineage: Eukaryota; Ciliophora; Heterotrichea; Heterotrichida; Blepharismidae. The record is from the annotation of a GenBank genome assembly.
AUGAUACUACUUGCGGAUCUUGCACUUCAGAAAGCGAUGCAGUAUCUUCAACUUCUCCAAACACUUGCUCACCUAAAUGUACAGAACGAAUUAGCGUUUGCGUUAUUUAAAAUAAUUUAAAAUUUUAAUUCCUAAUUUUUUAGAGGGCAAUGCACAGUUGGCUCAAACGGCUGCGCAACUUGCACAGAUGAUACUACUUGCGGGUCUUGCACUUCAGAAAGUGACGCAGUAUCUUCAACAUCUCCAAACACUUGCUCACCUAAAUGCACAGCUGGCUCAAAUGGCUGCGCAACUUGCUCAGAUGCUACUACUUGCGGGUCUUGCACUUCAGAAAGUGACGCAAUAUCUUCAACAUCUCCAAACACUUGCUCACCUAAAUGCACAGCUGGCUCAAAUGGCUGCGCAACUUGCACAGAUAGCACUACUUGCGGGUCUUGCACUUCAGAAAGCGAUAUAG